CUCUAGAAAAGUAAUUAAGCCUGUAAACGCAGAGCCGUGGUUGUGCGCAUGAAGACUGUGUACACGGGAGCCGAAAGCAGUGCUGUGCGCCGUGCCGUUUGCAGCGGCUGCGCUUGAGAGUCCUUAUGUUCACACAUGUCUCUGCUGCACUUGUGAAAGAGGCACUUGGAUGAUGGACUAACAGGAACGUUGAGAGUCUGGGAAAAGUGUCAGAGCGGAGAGUUUUCCAUUUUCACCCUAGUCCAGCAGCUGUGCUGCUCACGUACAUACAGAUGAAUGAAGACCCCAUUCGGGAAGACACCUGGCCAGCGGUCCAGAGCCGAUGCAGGCCAUGCUGGUGUGUCUGCAAGCAUGAUGAAGAAGAGGACGUCCCACAAAAAACACCGGAGCAGUGUGGGGCCCAGCAAACCCGUUUCCCAGCCCCGGAGGAACAUCGUAGGCUGCAGGAUUCAGCAUGGGUGGAAGGAGGGGAAUGGCCCUGUCACCCAGUGGAAAGGAACCGUUCUGGACCAGGUGCCUGUAAACCCUUCUUUGUAUCUUAUAAAGUACGAUGGAUUUGACUGUGUUUAUGGACUAGAACUUAAUAAAGAUGAAAGAGUGUCUGCGCUUGAAGUCCUCCCGGAUCGAGUCGCAAGCUCUCGCAUCAGCGACGCGCACCUGGCCGACACGAUGAUCGGAAAGGCGGUGGAGCACAUGUUUGAGACAGAGGAUGGCUCCAAGGACGAGUGGCGGGGGAUGGUCUUGGCCCGCGCCCCUAUCAUGAACACGUGGUUCUACAUCACCUACGAGAAGGACCCCGUCUUGUACAUGUACCAGCUCUUAGAUGACUACAAAGAAGGCGACCUUCGCAUCAUGCCCGAUUCAAACGACUCUCCGCCAGCAGAAAGGGAACCGGGAGAAGUUGUGGACAGCCUGGUGGGCAAACAGGUGGAAUACGCCAAAGAGGACGGCUCCAAAAGGACUGGCAUGGUCAUCCACCAAGUGGAGGCCAAGCCGUCCGUCUACUUCAUCAAGUUCGACGACGACUUCCACAUCUACGUGUACGAUUUGGUGAAAACGUCCUAGAUGGCGGCAGGGGCGUCACCGGAUUUGUGGAACUAUUAAAUGUAUAAUUUGUAGACAUAAAGACUUGAUUGCUUUCCAGUUUACUGAAAGCUUAAAUGUCCCUGCGAACCCACAAUCUCUGCCAGCAGAACUGGUUUUGUUCCGAAUACUUAUGUGAACACAAAGCAUUUUGUGUAAGGAACUCCUUCCUCUCACAAGAAGUCUGUCUGGAGGGGAGUUAACAGGCAAGUUUGGUGCAAGUUAGGCCCCAUCGUCAUUUCAGACUGUAGUAGAUCGCCCCCACUUCCCCCCGCUGCUGCGCUCGCGGACUCUGCCGCCACAAUGCAAGCAUAGUUUGGUAUUUUUGUUAUUGCCUUUUUUGAGAAAUAUAUGUAUCCGUAUCUACCUGUCUAUAUCUGUGUGUGUACAUAGGUAAUAUAUACACACACACACAUAGAUCUGUGCGUGCGCACGCACACACACUUAAUUGGCAGUCCUUUCUUUGUGGAUCGGGGUGGGGGGUAGAUGAUGUUCUCCCGUCUAACAGGAGUGCUUGUCCGAAGUCAGGCCUAUUUAGCAUAUUACUGCGGUUGAUUUACAAUUACGUGGGGGCACAGGAGACACACAGGGAGAUUCAGCUGCUUUUCAAAGCCAGAAGUUCAGACACCUUUUCAUUCUGGAGGCUUUAAACCGGGAGUCCAGACAUGAAUCAUUUGUGAACAGUUGCUGGACCCACAUUAGGAUUUAACAAAACAGGAAUUUGGGUAAAAAGCUGCCUUUAAUUCUGAGCUUUGUAAAUUUUUGUUUACAUUGUUUAUCUUACUUCUUUGUUUCUAAGUGAAGCCCAGGUACUUGGUCCACACGGUGUGACGCAGGUGUAUUUGGACAGCACGCCUGGUCCGUAUUUGUGUGAGUCCGCAGUCUGCAUUCUGGUCUGUGGAUUUGAGAGGCGGCAGCGGUUUGUGUGCAUGUGUGGCAAGUCCCUGGAGGGGCCGAGUGCUUCUGUAGUAGAAGCUGAAGAGUGGCAUGGCCGCCUUCCGACAAGCCCUGGGACCCGGUUUUCCUUACUCUUCUUGCUGACACGCGUUUGUGCCCAGAAGGCUCUCCCCUGGCUUUUCCCCACCAGCGCUGUCCAGACAGACGACAGCUUCGGUUCCCUGACGCCUUCUGCGGCGCUGUGGACGGUUCCUGUGGGCCCCGCCACGUCAGGCCCUGUCACCACACCUGCUUUCGUGGGUUAUUCCCGCAAGGUGGCUGUAACUGAAGUAGACUGCAGGAGUGCGGGAGUGGCGGCCUGGCCGUCUCUCUGUCCCCGUGUGUCGGAGGAGCCCUGACGGGUGGAAAGCUACGAGAGAGGCAGGACGUGAGACCGGUGCCCUGUGGAGGGUGGACGUCUUCCCUGUGUUUUGGGCAGAAGGCUGAGUGCGCAUGUUGUCAGUCCGGUACCAGAAGGCCGCGUGGCCUUCGCCUUUGGGAAGGCCGCGGGCUGCCCCGCUGCCGGAUGGCAGCCCCGCACCCACCUCAGGCGGCACCGGGCGCCUGGUCUCAGACACUCCUUCUGCUUGGACGGGCCUCCUGGCGCACCUCUUGUCCCCUCUUUUCCUGGCGGCUCUUCUAAAAGCCCUGCGUGUGAAUCUCCAGACGGAGCCGGCUCCCCGAGCGCCGGUGGACACGUGUGCCCGGGGGCGGGGGCGGCACAGAGGCGCUGGGCCUCGGAGCCGGUGUCCUGGGGUGGUGUCCCCCCGGGUGGCUCAGCGGAGGCGUCCCCAGCCUCACUCACUGGCUUGCGCUGUGGUUUUUCUGCGAGUGCCUUCAGCACGUUGAGCGCCACACGGUCUGCCCUCUCCCGACGGGCGUGACGCGCCAUCAUCCUCCUCUCUCCAGUCGUCGGUCCUUGUGUUGCCUUUAGGGCGGAAGGAAGGGGAAGGGGUUUUUUGUUGUUUUCCUCUUAUUUGCCCCAUUCUCUUUUCUUUUGGUGGCUUAACUCCCACUUCCCCGGUGGCUGAUCCCACUCCUUUGCCCGGGAUUUCAGGCUUCCUUUUAGGCUCACGUUUCCGAUCUGCAUGCAUUGCUUGCCUUUUCCUGGUAUUGGGAUGUUGGUUCCUUGUUUCGGGAGCCCAACAUUAGUUUCCAAAAUUAUCACGGGACUUGUGACAGCACAAGACCUGAACCUGUAUAAAAUGUCCUGGCCUUCCUCACUGACCUGCUGUAGUGUUCUUGUGUCGUGUGCGUGUGACGUCUGGCUGCCCACGUGACGCUUCAGAGGAGAACCUUACGCGCAGACCAUCCUUUUUUGCAUGCUCUAUCCGAAGUAGGAUGUUCAAUGUAACUAACUGAACUUGCAUGUGAGAGAUAUUUAGGUUUUUUGUUUUCUAUCUUUGUUUUUAUUUGUUUGCAGCUGUCUGUAUAUUUGCUUCCUGUGCUGUUGUCGUGGUCGUAGGAUACAGAGGCACUGGUGAAGCAGUGCAGUGCCAGCAGAAGGUGAUUUUCCGGCCCUGUCUGUCGUGCAGCAUUUGAAGGGACUGUGCAUUCUUGAAACUCUCACAGUUACUUCUAAGCCAGAGUUCAUUCCUAUUACUGUUUUACGUGCCAAACCCCGAAGUGCAUUGGGCUUGAAUCUCUGAACGCUGUGGACCCAUUAGAAGACUGUUCUGAUUGUCACAAAUUGUAGUGCCUGGAAACAUUCUUAAGCUGAUUGUCUUAAUUUAAAAAAAAAAAAAAAAAAAAAAAAAGAAAGCUCUCCAAAGACAAGACAAACAGGAACAAUUAUUAUAACAGAAAAUGAUUAUGGUCGAAAUGUCUGUGGUUCCUUGGAAAUGCUGCGCUUUUUGUAUUUUCCACCGUUAGUGCAGUUUGAACGAAUGUGUAUAGUUCAGAGGUCUUCGUGUUCGCAUUUUACAAUUAGGUAAAUGACCUCAUCUUUCAAGCUUGAAUUCAUUUUUAAUUUUAAUUUUAUUUUAUACAAUGUGUAGACAGUUCCCUGUUCUCUGCAUUUAGAAGUAUAAACAAUAUAAAUCUGUUAAUUCUGUAAGUAAUUUUUAUAAUUAUGAUGUAACUCUAUCCUAUCCUUAAAACAUUUAAAAUAAACCCUUUAUGUGCAACUUCUGACUGUAAAUUUUGUGCUCAUGAGCAAAAUGUGAUGUGUUAAACCUGCCUCUGAAAAAGGUUUUAAACUUUUACUUUAAGAUCCUUUCACCACAUGUAAAUGUCAGCUAUGCAGAGACAAAAAGAAGUCUGACUUUUACUGGAAUGGUAAUACCUAGUUAUUCCCAAGGGGAGAGGGGCAGUGAUCAAUAUCCCAAAUACAUUCUCUCGUCCAAAAUAUUAAAGUUUGUGAUUUGCCA
Molecule: messenger RNA, 4388 nt
Organism: Suricata suricatta (meerkat)
Lineage: Eukaryota; Metazoa; Chordata; Mammalia; Carnivora; Herpestidae
Gene: SPIN1
Product: spindlin 1
Exons: 6
Coding region: 277-1065 (262 amino acids)
Biological process (GO): gamete generation
Source: RefSeq, a predicted model, not a curated record